Saprolegnia parasitica CBS 223.65 is the source of this 505-nucleotide messenger RNA. Its product is annotated as 60S ribosomal protein L37-A. Gene Ontology annotation, molecular function: RNA binding; structural constituent of ribosome. The coding region runs from base 90 to 368 and encodes 92 amino acids. Lineage: Eukaryota; Oomycota; Saprolegniomycetes; Saprolegniales; Saprolegniaceae. Gene Ontology annotation, cellular component: ribosome; cytosolic large ribosomal subunit. The transcript has 2 exons. Gene Ontology annotation, biological process: translation. The record is from RefSeq and is a predicted model, not a curated record.
UUGGAUUUUGACUGGUGGCGCGGUCGCUGGGUUUGGGUCUCGAGCUCAACCGAUUCCGCUCACUCGGAUUCCCAACUCAUCUUCUGAAAAUGACCAAGGGUACCUCUAGUUACGGUAAGCGCCACAACAAGACCCACACGAUCUGCAGACGUUGUGGCAAGUCCUCGUACCACAUCCAGAAGAGCACGUGUGGUUCGUGCGGCUACCCGGCCGCCAAGAUGCGCAAGUACAACUGGUCGGCCAAGGCGCUUCGCCGCCGCACCACGGGCACGGGCCGCAUGCGCUACUUGAAGACCGUCCCGCGCAAGUUCAAGAACGGCUUCCGUGAGGGCACGAAGGCUGUCUCGAAGAAGGCCGCCACCAACUAAAUGUGCUGCUUGCCCAUGAAACCAGAGUUGGUCGGAGGAGACGACGUCGCGAGUCCAAGGCGCUUCGUGCUACUUGGUGGCGCGCUGCAAGUUGACUGUCUCAAUAUCGAAUCUCUUCCAUUAUGGAACCCCGAGAA